AUGGGUGUGAAGUGUAGCCGCUUCAAGAAGCUCGGACUUGGCUUUGCUCGAGAAGGGUCGAAAUACUCUUUAAGGAAAGUGCUCUCGUGCGCGAUUCAAUCUCUAUCCAAGUUCACGUUCGUUACGUCCCGGAGAUACAACGUCGAUACACAACAGAAAGGUCAUAGGGUUACUUUCUUGCUACCUAAGAAAGCUCAGAAACAAUUGGGACAUCAGAAUCUGUUCCCACAUGGUAUUGUCUUUCAUCCUCUUACUAUACCUCAUGUUGAUGGCCUCCCUGCUGGUGCCGAGACAGCCUCGGAUAUCCCCAUCUCUUUGGUGAAGUUUUUGUCUAUAGCCAUGGAUCUUACACGCGAUCAGGUUGAAGCCGCGAUUCUUGCCUUGAGACCAGACCUGAUCUUGUUCGAUUUAGCUCAAUGGAUUCCAGAAAUGGCUAAAGCUCAUAAAGUCAAGAGUAUGUUGUACAACGUGAUGUCAGCUACCUCCAUUGCUCACGACCUUGUCCCAGGAGGUGAACUAGGAGUUCCUCCACCUGGUUAUCCUUCAUCAAAGGCGUUGUACCACAAACACGAUGCUCACGCAUUGCUGACCUUCUCCGGCUUCUACAAGAGGUUUUAUCAUCGGCUCACCACAGGUCUUAUGAAUUGCGAUUUCAUUUCGAUUAGGACAUGCAAAGAAAUCGAAGGUAAAUUCUGUGACUAUAUCGAGCGUCAAUACGAGAAGAAGGUUCUCUUAACCGGUCCAAUGCUUCCUGAGCCAGACAAGAGUAAACCACUUGAAGAUCAAUGGAGUCACUGGCUGAGUGGGUUUAGACAAGGCUCUGUACUGUUCUGUGCAUUGGGAAGCCAAACCACUCUAGAGAAAAACCAAUUCCAAGAACUCUGUUUAGGAAUAGAGCUUACAGGUUUACCGUUUCUUGUCGCGGUAAAGCCACCAAAAGGCACAAAGACAAUUCAAGAAGCGUUACCAGAAGGGUUCGAGGAAAGGGUGACCGGUCGUGGAAUGGUUUGGGGAGAAUGGGUGCAACAACCAUACUGGCAACCAUUGAUAUUGGCUCAUCCAUCAGUAGGCUGCUUUGUGAGCCACUGCGGAUUCGGGUCAAUGUGGGAAUCUCUAAUGAGUGAUUGUCAAAUAGUCUUUAUUCCAGUUUUGAAUGAUCAAGUUCUCACCACUAGAUUAUUGACUGAAGAACUCGAGGUCUCCGUUGAGGUACAAAGAGAAGAAACAGGAUGGUUCUCAAAAGAAAACUUGAGUGGUGCAAUCAUGUCUUUGAUGGACAAAGAUAGCGAGAUAGGGAACCAAGUGAGAAGGAACCAUUCCAAAUUGAAGGAAACUUUGGGUAGUCCUGGAUUAUUAACCGGUUACACCGAUAAGUUUGUUGACACUUUGGCGAAUCUAGUCAACGAGACAAAUCUUGAAUGAAAUAUCUUACGUACAAAGGAUUACGUUACGGCUGUGUUUCGAAUAAGUCAAUGAUAUGUACCAUUGUAUCUUCUCAAGACAUUACUUUAAUUUACAUUAAUUGUAUUAUUGUAAAACAAGACUCUCUUAUAAAGGACAAAAGAUAACUUUGCGCAAGUCACAUGGCACAUGCAAUCAUUAACUUAAACUAUAUUAACUUGAAGCACCAAUCAACCACUUAUAAUUCACUCAAAAUACUAAUCCCUCACUAAUUAAUAU
Arabidopsis lyrata subsp. lyrata is the source of this 1680-nucleotide messenger RNA. RefSeq names its product UDP-glycosyltransferase 79B11. The coding region runs from base 1 to 1422 and encodes 473 amino acids. The record is from RefSeq and is a predicted model, not a curated record. Gene Ontology annotation, molecular function: UDP-glycosyltransferase activity. The transcript has 2 exons. Lineage: Eukaryota; Viridiplantae; Streptophyta; Magnoliopsida; Brassicales; Brassicaceae.